AUGUUCUCCUACACUCUCAACGACGGCACCAUCAUUCCCUGGGUCGCAUUCGGCACUGGUACUGCCCUUUACAAGCAAGAUGCUACAGAAGCCGUUCGUGUGGCCAUCGAGAACGGCGUGACCCAUCUCGACGGUGCGCAAAUGUACGAGAAUGAAGACACACUUGGCGCAGGGAUCAAGGCAUCCGGAAAGCCGCGCUCUGAGCUGUAUGUGACGACCAAGUUGAAGGGUCUUGCGGAGGGCCAGACUAUCAAGGAUACAUUGGUGAUCUCGCUGAAGAAGCUGGGACUGGAAUACGUUGACCUAUUCUUGAUCCACGACCCCACGUCGGCAAAAGGCGAUCUGAAGGGGUGGUGGAAGCAGAUGGAAGAGGUCAAGAAGGAAGGUUUGACAAAGAGCAUUGGAGUGUCCAACUUUAGAGUCCAAGAUUUGAAGGAGGUCGUCCAGGUUGCGACUGUUAUACCUGCCGUAAAUCAGUUCCACCCAUAUGUCUUCAAAGCUGCCGAACCUAUCUACAGCUACGCCCUGGAGCACAAGAUUCUUAUUGCUUCAUAUGGUGGACUCGUUCCCAUCGUCCGGGCUCCCGGUGGUCCCCUCGACCCCGUCGUUGGCCGCAUCGCCGAGCGACUGAAGAUCUCUCCAGGCCAAGUCUACACAAAGUGGCUCAUCCAGAAAGGCAUCCUCGUUGUAACGACCUCUUCGAAGCCAGCGCGAAUCGUAGAGACCCUAAAGACUCCUGACGUAGCGGAUCUGACGUCGGAAGACAUCGCCGCGAUCCAAGACGCAGGAGCCAAGCUUCACAAGCGGAUUUUCAUGCGCCAUGUAUUUGGGGAAGCUUAG
Guyanagaster necrorhizus is the source of this 840-nucleotide messenger RNA. RefSeq names its product Aldo/keto reductase. The transcript is spliced from 3 exons. Gene Ontology annotation, molecular function: oxidoreductase activity, acting on NAD(P)H as acceptor. Bases 1 to 840 code for a protein of 279 amino acids. The record is from RefSeq and is a predicted model, not a curated record. Lineage: Eukaryota; Fungi; Basidiomycota; Agaricomycetes; Agaricales; Physalacriaceae.